AUGAGUUCAGCAAACCAGUCAAGUGUCUCUGAGUUCCUCCUCCUGGGGCUCUCAAUGCAGCCCCAGCAGCAGCAACUGCUCAUUGUGCUCUUCCUGAGCAUGUACCUGGCCACAGUCCUGGGAAACCUGCUCAUCAUCCUGGCCAUCAGCACAGACUCCUGUCUGCACACCCCCAUGUAUUUUUUCCUCAGCAACCUGUCCUUCGUGGAUGUCUGCUUUUCCUCCACCACUGUCCCCAAAAUGCUGACCAACCACAUACUUGGGAGUCAGUCCAUCUCCUUCCCUGGAUGUCUCACACAGCUGUAUUUUUACAUUGUAUUUGGUGACAUGGACAAUUUCCUUUUGGCUGUGAUGUCCUAUGAUCGCUUUGUUGCUGUGUGCCACCCUUUACACUAUACAACAAAGAUGACCCAUCAGCUCUGUGCUCUGUUGGUCGCUGGAUCAUGGGUCACUUCCAAUAUGAAUGCCUUGUUGCACACCCUGCUGGCAGCUCAACUCUCAUUCUGUGCAGAUAACAUAAUCCCCCACUUCUUCUGUGAUAUAAUUCCUCUCCUCAAACUCUCCUGCUCUGACACACACCUCAAUGGGGUGAUGGUUCUUACUGUGGGGGGGCUGACAGUGUUAACCCCGAUGGUUUGCAUCCUGGUUUCCUAUAUUUACAUCUCCUGUGCUGUCCUAAGAAUCCCAUCCACAAAGGGGAAAUGGAAAGCCUUCUCCACCUGUGGCUCCCACCUGGCUGUGGUUUCCCUCUUCUAUGGCACCAUCAUUGCUGUGUAUUUCAACCCUUCAUCCUCCCACUCAGCUGGGAAAGACACUGCAGCGACUGUAAUGUACACAGUGGUGACCCCCAUGCUGAACCCUUUCAUCUACAGCCUGAGGAACAAGGACAUGAAAGGAGCUCUAAGAAAGAUGAUUGGCAGGAAGACAGCUAUCUGA
This is a messenger RNA of Chrysochloris asiatica (Cape golden mole), 936 nucleotides long. RefSeq names its product olfactory receptor 1361-like. The coding region runs from base 1 to 936 and encodes 311 amino acids. The transcript has a single exon. Gene Ontology annotation, cellular component: membrane. Gene Ontology annotation, biological process: G protein-coupled receptor signaling pathway. The record is from RefSeq and is a predicted model, not a curated record. Gene Ontology annotation, molecular function: G protein-coupled receptor activity; olfactory receptor activity. Lineage: Eukaryota; Metazoa; Chordata; Mammalia; Afrosoricida; Chrysochloridae.